AUGGCCGACAUAUAUGAUUGGGAUAAAAUACUUAGAGAAGACAAAUCAAGGAAAAAUACAAAAAACCCAUCAUUUUCUUCCACUCUUCUUGACGAAAUCUACCGUUCCAUUGACGGAAGCGACGAGAGUUUCGGUGAAUUUAAGCUACGCAAACAGAAAGCUGCAAAGAAACAGAGCGUCAAAAGCGGAGGCGGUGACACAGCCGGUGGUGGUCGCGGUAGAUUUAAGAGUACCAGUGCGGUGGAGGAUGAAGAAGUAGCAAGUUUCCGGCGAGCAUGUUUGGUUGAUAAAUGGAUGGAAAUGAAGGUUAAUGAGAAAGUCUCAAAAGGUGGUAGAAGGCCUACCUCAUUGCCGGAAUUUGAUCGGAAAAUCAUACUUGAUAAUGACCCAAUGUUCUUUAGUUCUGGUUCAAGUUCUUCCGAUUCAAGCUUUGGAUGGUAUUCAGAAGCCGAAGUGGCGAAACCUAAACCUUCUUGUUUCGGCCCCUUCAACAAGGUGAAAACCAGCAUUUCACCAUGUUCUGAUGUUAAGAAGCAGAACGAGUUUUAUUUGUUUGAUGAAGAUCAAACAAAUAAAACAGACCAAACACCUGGUCUAAUCCGAUCAAAAACCCGUGCGUUAAAGAUCUACACAAGUUUAAAGAAAGUAAAGCAACCGAUCUCACCAGGAGGUCGGCUGACAAAUUUUCUAAAUGCCCUUUUUCCAAACGGGCAUUCGAAGAAAUCAAAAGAUUCGGGUUUUGAAGAUCCAACUCAAACCCGAACAGAAAGAUCAUCAAAAUCCACAAAUGUAUCUACAUGUUCAACAGCCUCUUCAUUUUCUCGAUCGUGUUUAAGUAAAAACUCUCCAAGAUCAAGAGAACAACUCAACAAUGGAAUGCGAAGAACAGUUCGGUUUUAUCCAGAGAGUGCAAUUGUUGAUGAAAAUUCCCGUUCUUGCAGUAAAAACGUAAGGGGAGAGCAAGAUUUUCAGAAAUUUCAAUGGCAGAAAACAGAAAAAUCAAAUCUUAGACAAAUUCCAACAAGACAGAAUGACAAUGAAGAAGAAGAAGAAGAUGAUGACAUGGCAAGUGACACUAGCUCAGACUUAUUUGAGCUCGAUCACUUGAACGUUUUCAAGAAUGAUCAAUAUUGUGAGGAGCUUCCUGUGUACGAAACUACUCAUUUGAGUACCAAUCGUGCCAUAGCUAGUGGCUUAGUUUUCUGA
Molecule: messenger RNA, 1206 nt
Organism: Lactuca saligna
Lineage: Eukaryota; Viridiplantae; Streptophyta; Magnoliopsida; Asterales; Asteraceae
Source: the annotation of a GenBank genome assembly